Molecule: messenger RNA, 8730 nt
Organism: Microplitis mediator
Lineage: Eukaryota; Metazoa; Arthropoda; Insecta; Hymenoptera; Braconidae
Product: heterogeneous nuclear ribonucleoprotein A3 homolog 2-like
Exons: 9
Coding region: 139-1260 (373 amino acids)
Cellular component (GO): cytosol
Molecular function (GO): mRNA binding
Source: RefSeq, a predicted model, not a curated record
UUGGCAACAGUUCUUGUUAAAUUGGAGGCUUGCUACCAUUUUGCUGCUUAUCGUGCAUCUCUGUGUACAUUGGCAUUCCAUCACAUUUGUUGUUCUUUGCACCGUUUAAUACUUUCUUGAAAGCGUUUUGAUAAUAUAAUGGUUUCUUCAAAUUUACCGAGAAAGACCAAAAUUUUUGUUGGUCGUUUACCUGAAAAUUGUCGAAAUGAUGAAUUGCGACAAUUAUUUCUCCGUUUUGGUGAAGUCACUGAAUGUGAUGUGAUGAAUCGUUACGGAUUUGUUCAUAUGGCUCGAGAAGAAGAUGCAGCUGCUGCAAUCAAGGCUUUACACAAUACAAAUUUCAAAGGUGCUACAAUCAAUGUUGAACAAUCGACAGGGAAAUCACGAGGGACUGGUCCUAUCGGGCGUAGAGAUGAUCGAAGAGGUGGACCAAUGAGAGGUGGAAGAAGUGGUCGAGACGGAGGUCGUGACAGUCGACCAGGUCCUUAUAAUCAUCGCGGAGCUCUUCCAUUACCACGUGCUGGUUACAACGGAUCUGCUACAGGUGGCGUUGGUGGAGGGUAUGCAGAUUAUGGCAACCGUAGUAGCAGUGACUUUGGUGGACGCAGUGGCGAUUAUUCAAGUGGUGGAUAUGCUGAUCGUGCAAACUACGGCCAAAAUGUCGGUGGUGGAGGUAUGGGAGGAUAUGCAUCGACGCCUGGAAUUGUUGGUGGAUAUGGUCCGAAUACUGGCGCAGUCGGUUAUGGACCUGGAGGAGCUGGAGAUUAUGGAAGAACAAAUGAUUAUGGUCGCACUGGUGACUUUGGAACUCGAUCAGAUUACGGCAACUUUCAAACUGGAGGUGCAAUGAGCGGUGAUUUUAAUCGUGGUAUGCCAGGUAUUGGAGAUUAUGGACGAGCAGAUAAUUUUGGUCGGGCUACAGACCCUUACACUCCCAGAAAUGAUUACGACCGUAAUACAGGUCCAAUGAGAAAUGGUGGUGCAAUCGCUACUGGUGGUUAUGGAUCUGGGUAUGCAGAUGCCGGACCAUUAAGCGGAGGACAGAGUUAUGCUUCUGGAAACCCUAGUUACAAUACCGGUCCAGGACCCCAGACUGAUAUGUUCAGUAGAAGACCAGUCAAUGCGGUGACUAGUGGUGUAUAUCCACCGAUCAGUGGCGGGUAUACGGAAGCAUAUGAUCGACCAGAUUCAUAUGGUCCUCCUCGUAAUACGGGCAAUCGCUUCCCAGGUCCGGCAGAUUCAAUGCCACCAAGGUACUAAAACGUGUACCCUCAAUAAAAACUGCACACUAUGGCACACAAAAUAAAUCCUAAUGGUGCGCCGUCAGAAAAGUGUGACCACCGUGCGCGAUAAGUGAAAAAUGAAAAUACUGAAAAAAUUCUAUAUCAAUUAUGUUCAAGCUUUUACUUUAUUAAAAAAAAAACACUUUGCGAAUGAUAACAUAAUAAAAAAUAUCGAUAAUCAUCGUAUUUACUUAUUUACCCUGAACAAUGAAUUAUAAAACCAUGAAUUAUAUUAGAGUAGCGUUGAAAUACUGAAAAUUUAUAAGAAGAAAAGAAUAAAUUGAAUGAUGUAUAAAAAAUCAUAAUUUAUAGUAAUUUAUUAAGCGUCUAUUAUUUUUUCUUGUUUUACAUUUUGUCAAAUUCUGUUCUUUUUUCUUAAAUUUAAUAUUUUUUUGUUUUUGAACAAUUUGUCAUAAUUUAAAAAAAAAACAGUCGAACUAUCAAUCUUAAUUAGAAAGCAUUUAAAAACAUUAUAAAAAACAAUAACAACACAAAAUUGAUGUGAAAAUAAUUCAAUUUCGUUCGGGGAUGCUUGAAAGAAAAUCGAGAGAAGUUGAAGAGACCUAGAAAUUGGCAGUGGAGAUCAGUCUGUGUGAAAAAUGCGUGUGUUUUUGAAAAUAUUAAGAGUUUUCAAGGAACAUUAUAUAACAUACAGAUUUAUUAAUUUAUCAUAUUAAGAUAGUUCACUCGCGACAUUCAUAGCCAAAAGUGUAGCGUAAUCGUAACUACAAAAAGUUAGAGAAACUCAAUGCCAGAAUAUUUAAUUUUUGUAAGAGACUGUAUCCAAUACACCUUAGUUUUGAAUAUACAGAUACACACUAUAAUACAAUCACACUGAUGGGUAUAAUCAAUAUGGCAACACAGCAAAUAUUAAUAUUGAAUAAUCUACGCAUUAAACGUAUAGGUAGCAAUCUUUAUAUAGUGCGAGUUUAUUAUACAUACAGUUUAUUAUUGUUGACAAUCACAAAUUUUGGAUAAAAUAAAUUUUUGUGCAUAUUUUAAUAAUUUUUUUUCGACUUACAAGUAAAUAGCUUUUAAAAAACAUCAAUUUGUCGGAUGUCACCUACUUUCCGUAUCAUAAUUUUUCAGGAUUCUAAAGCUAUUGUGGAAGCCAUAAUUAAUAUAGGAUAAUAUUAAAAAAUUAUUUUUUUGUUUGUUUAGUAUCAUUGAAUAAAUGUUCAACAUUCAUAAAAAUUAUUUCGAAAAAUUUUUAAAUCAUUUUUUUAUUUUAAAAUAAUUUAAUUUAAAAAAUCAAUAAUUUUUAAAUCGGUCUAGAAGUUCAGAGUUUUUUUUUUUAAAUUUAUAAUUUUUUCAUUCAACAGUGCAUAAGUUUUUUAAAAAAAUGGUAACAACCGCUUUCAGGUACUCAGGAAACUGUGCGUUUCUUUUAUACUUGGUAGACCUCCAGCACGUUAAUUAUGCUCUUUUUGAUUGUUAAUAUUUCGUUUCACAGUCGGCGAAAAAAUUUCGUUUGUUAUUCAUUAAAUAUUAGACAUUUUUGUUAAUCUCAUAUUGUAAUUUCUCAUUCCUAAGAAUAGCCGUUUUGCGAGUGAACUACGUUAAUGUAUGAUAUCUAUAAUACAGCUCAACCUCAUUAUAAGAUUCCCUGCUACAAGACGCUGCCUCUAUUUGUUAAAAACUGUCUUGAACGCUUUCCCUACCAAUCACUUUAUUUGAGUAGGAUUAGUAUUUUCGUACAUUCAGCUGAUUGACGUAGUACGGUCUAAAAUUUCAACAUGUAAAAUGUAAAACUUACAAAUUCAAAUGCAAGUGAUUUCAUGGAAUUGAAACAUAAAUUUUCAAUUUUCAAUCAUUAAUGAAUGGUUAUCAAACUGCAAAAGUUAUAAAAGUAAAUUUUUAAUUUUAUGAAACUUAUUAACGAUAUUUUAAAAUGUAGUUUUACUAUUUUUACAUUCUAAAUAGUAAAAGUUCGUGAUUGCUAAGGCAUUGAUGAUACUCAAUAUCGAAAUUUUAAAAAUUACAGUGUGAGAUGUAAUAGUUCCAUUUUCUACAUUAAGGUUCAUAAUUGAUUGCCCGCACUGUAAAUCUUAUCGAACCACUUGACAAAUUUUCUUAUGAUAAGUUAUGAGUCAUAACUUAUGACAAAAUUCCUUGAAAAAUUGACCAUGAGGACAAAUACAAUAGCUAGAUUUUUAAAAAAUUUACCUAAUAGAUUUUCAAAAAAUCUACCUAAAAAUGAAUGUUAACCCUUUCCCGAAAGAGUGAAUCGAAAUGAAUCGGUGUGAGCUUUACGGGGGUAACGCCAAUCAAAGUUCGUUGUUAAGGCUGUGUGAGUAACGGUUUAAUCGUGUGAGCAACAGUUUAAUCGUAGUAGUGCGUGCAUGCGCUCCCUUCUACUAUUUUUUCUGCCCCUUCUCUUCUCAACAGGCUAGCGCUUUCUCGCUUUAAGACGAAGACGUACGAUUCGAAUUGAGAGUAGGGACUCAAGGUCAACCGGGAAAGGGUUAAAUCAAGACAGUUGAAUGUAGAAAUGAAAUCAAAAAGGAUUGAACAAAAAUCGAUGGGAUACUGUACUUUGCCAGAAUUUUGAACGGUUAAAAUUGUUCGUACAGUAUUUUUUAGGAAAAAAAUAAAAUAAAAUUUACACUUUUUCUGUAUUUUAAAAAUCUACUAACGUUUUAAGUAUUUAUUUCCAUAAAGAUGAAACGUAAAGCGACUCAUGAUCCAACCCUCUGUUUUUCGAUUUUUGGAAUGAGUAAUAAUGUGCAAUUUGAGUAGGAUCUAUUUUCUAGAAAUAAACUUGGCAACAAACGUAUAACAGUAGCAACGAGUUCUUUUACGGGAUUUUAUGAUAUAAAAAUUUUACGUAAUUUCAUAAGUCAUGACAGUCCUAUUGAAUUUAUGUAGCAAUCAGUUAGGAUUAUAGUGUUUUUUAUAUUAUGCUAUAGAAGAUUUAAAAUAGAACGUUUGACUAAAAGCUUUUUCAAAAUUUAUUUUAAUCGAUGUAUUUAUACCCUACUUGUUUCAGAGUUGCACUAAUUCACUUUGUUAAUUGAAUUAUUAUUAUAUCGAUUUUGGUUCAAUUUUAUCAGAAACAUGAAGUUUUAACGAAUUUGAAUAUUAUUUACAUAGCUAAAUUUAACUUUUGUAAGAUUGAUAUCCAAUUGCUUUCUCAACUUCGAAUCAACGUCAGUUAUUGAACCAAAAUUUUUCUUUGGUACAUCUAAUAUUGACAAAUAGCAAGGAUUAAUACCGUGGCAACACCAAACAGUAUUAACUCAAAAAAACGCUGUUUCAAAAAUCCGAUAGAUUCUUAUAGCUGUAUGUAUAAGGCCCUAUACGUAACUAUAGUACUUCUCAUAGAAUUCAUUCAUUCUUAUAAAAUCUUUAUGGGAAUUGAUGAGAAUCUAUUAGAUUCUAUGAGAUUUUCUAAACAAGGAAUAAGCCCUAUUAAGAAUAGUUAAAUAACAUUUUUAUUAUAAUUAGUUAAAAUUUGCCUGUCUUUGAAAAAUUUCAUUUGCCAAUAGAUACAGAAAAAAACCCUAAGCUUGAAAUUUAAUAUAAACAAUACUCAGAAGCUGCUAAUAAUAAUAUGUAGAUCCAAUUUUUCAUAUAUAAAUGCACAAAAUUUUUGUUAUUGUGACAUAGGCGUAUUUCAAGCAUCAAAUACAUUAUCGAAACUUUCAUGUCAAAAGUUUUGAACUUUGUCGUUAUUGAAUUAUUACCCUCGCCGAUUUGGAAAUGCCGAAACAAUUUAUAUUAGCAUAAAUCUGGCAAAAUUGCAGGAUAUAUACGGUAUUAUUACAAAAAAAAAACACCAUUUAAUUAUUAUAAAAUAAUCGUAUUAUUUUCCCUGGUAGAAAUUUUUGGGAAUUUUCUCUGAAAAAUUCAGAAAAAGUCUUUAGAACUUUGGAACUGAGUUUUUCAGAGAAAAUUCCUAAAAAUUUCCACUUGGGUUAGCUUUUCUAUAGAAUUUUUUCGGUAAAAGUUCGGCAUUUUUAUAGUAAUUUCACUUUACAGUCGAGAUAAAAAUUUUUGCUGGUCAUAAUUCCUGGCCGACUAAUUUUUUCAGAGAAUAAUUCCAAAUAUACUAAAAGUGUGACAAACGAAAAAAUCCAACCAAAAAGUGCAUUGCAAAUGUGUUUUUUUUUUUUUUUAUAACCAAAUGGUCAUAAUUCCGGUUUUACGCAAAUAUUUAACAAACUAUAGUACACGGAUAAAAAAAAACCUGAACAAAAUUUAAAAAAAAAAUAAUGAAUAAAAUAAGCCUAUAUUUAAUUUCCUACGAGCUGUAAUUUGUAAAUUAUUUAAAUGUUAAUUAAUUUUGUCGUCAACUCGAUGUUAUUGCACACCUCAAGCGCGAAAGCGCUGAGGGUGCUUUAUGAUCGCUCUAAAUUUUUUGACUUAUUCACUCACAUUAAAUUAUCUCUAGACUUUUUCGAUUACACUAAAAUGGGUCAAAUUGUGUACCAACAGAAAGACAGUUUAUUGGAGAAUAAUUUCGACCCAACAUUAAGUCGAUUAAUUAUUCCAUUAAUUAAAUAUAAAUCAUUUUAAUCUCAGUGACACGAGUUGUCAAUUGUGGUGUAUGAAACUUAGUAAACCAAAUAUAGUUGGAUUAGCGAGAGUUUGCGUUUCGGAUAUUUUCGGUUUUUACCCCCACCAUCUAAAUUUGAUACCUAAGACAUUGCGCCUUGAUGGUGGGGGUAAAAAACCGAAGCGCAAACUCUCGCUAAUCCAACUAUAACUCUCGAUCGACACAAUUAAUCGGCCUAACUUUUGUUUUAUUAUCUUUAAAUUUUUUAUCACAAGAACCCUAUUGAAAAUUACUGUCUAAAUCCUUUUAGUUUGAUUGUAAUUAAUUAAAAACGUAAAACUGAUUAUUCGCGAAAAGUUUAGCGGCCAUUUUUAUUUUUACUAUUGUUAUUAUUACAAAAGUAAAUUUUUUUUUCUUUUUUUCUCCCUACCAACUACUGGCAGCAGCACUAGCGUAAAACAGUAGGAUUGAAAACAAAGAACGACAUCUACAACAAAAAUGCGGGAUAUUUAGAAAAAAUUUUAAUAAAAAAAAAAAAAAUUAAACUGGAAUUAAGAAAUAAAAAAAUCAAAUCAAUAAUCUAAAAGUUGAAUAAAAAUUCAUAAUAAAAAAAAAUAAAAGUAAUGAUUGAAAAUAAAAUGGCGAUUGAGGUGUGCAAUUUUGGAUUUUCCAACAUUUUUUUUUUACACAUCAGCUGUUCUGACGCCAAAACUGAUCGAAGCAUGGCGAAGCUGAGCGCGCGCUCGUUCGGGAAAUUCAAAAUUUGAAAAAUUACUUUUUAUUUUUUUGCUGAAAGAUAUUUAUAUUUUUUCUCGCCUCCGGGCGGAAGGCGUCAACUUUCGUCCCGCUGUGCAAAACGAAGUUGCCGCUUUGCGCCUCCGUCGAGGAGAAAAAUAGUAUACACUCCUCGUGAAGUAAAGUAAGAAAGCCUCAGAUCACAUGUUUCUUGACCUCGGCUUCGCCUCGGCCAACAAAUACAUGUGAUCUGAGACAUUUCUUACUUUACUUCCCUAGGUGUGUAAGAUACUAUAUUCAACGAAGAAAUUAAAUAGUAAUUUAAUUUUUAUACCUAUAAAAAAUAAUUGAAUGGAUUAAUUCUUUCCUUAAAUGUUUUUUAACAAUAGUGCAAAUUAAAUAAAUUUUCUUUUCCGUACUUUAUUUUAUUUUUUAUUAAAAUCGAUUGUUUUAUUAUUUUAUUAUCUUAAAAUUUUAAAUAUUUCCAUAAAAUUAUGUUAUCUUACUUAUUUAUUGAGUUUCUAAUUUAAGCGUGCGUCAUGAAUGGCCAUGAUAUUAUUCUGAUAUUAUUAAUUUAAUAAUCACUCGUUCUCUGGUAAACUCUUUUAGAACCAAAAUAUACAAAUGUAACUAAUGAUAUUAGCUUGUUUUGGCCGGUUAAACCAGCAUUGAAAGUUAUUGUAGAGCAGAUGCCAUAAAAUAACUAUAGACGAUAUGUCGGAUAAGUAACGGAUUUCGGUUACAGAAUGAGCUGACAGGUUGCGCUGUGUCACAAGAGAACGAGAGAGAACGAGACCGCCUGGACAAACCGAGGGUGAUAAAAUUCUCACGAAUUCUCUUGUGACACAACACAACCAGAGGAGAAUUCUGGAAAGGACCCAUGCCAGAUUUGUCACUUAUCAGACAAACAUCGUACAAUAUCUUAUGCAAUCCUUGAUUCAGAAGUUCAAUUUAAAGAAAAAAUUAUCAUUAAUUAAUAACUAAUAUUAGAUGUACAUUGCACUGUUGACAACAUUAGCAGAGGUUAAUGUGUGGUAUACACAACGCGCAAGUCUUUACGAGUCCCUACUAGUAACCUCGAGCAUGUAGGUAUCCAUCAUUGCGUCAAUUGGUAAAACAAAUUUUAUUCUUCAAAGUAUUUAUAUAACCAAAACUAACCGUAAUAUUUGUUAGUGGAAUAAGAAUAUAGAUCUUGUAAUAAUGUUUUCUAUUAUAGUGCCGGGUGAAAUAAUAAAGUGAUAUAGUGUAGGCAUCAGGAAUUCGUCGUUUCUCCACCGCUUUUCAACGCUCUUAACUUGAACUUCUGAGGCAGGGAUUGCAUAAAGUAAUAUUAUGUGUAUGUACUCAUAAAAAAUGCAGAACAGAUCAAUUUAGUACGUUCGUUAUAUAAACUUACAAUUUUUCUGCUAGUUAUUAAAUGUCUAGAUUGUAGAGCUUAUCUCGCAUAUCCUUCAAAUCCUUCUCCAUUGAAAUCCAUUCAUUGCCGUUAGCGUUGCUCUCUUCAAAAUCGCCGUAAAAUAUUUUGUGUUGCCUAAACGUCAUGAAGUGGUCUCCGAACAAGCAAUUAUGAAGAUGCGAUAUACAGAAACCAGAUAAUCGCGGGCUGCAAACGUAUUUACCGUACCAACCUACCAAUCAAUGUGCUUUAUGUUAAGAUGGCAGCCAGGAUAAAGUCAAGAAUCUGGUAAUGAAAAACCUCAUCAAUAUGAAGACAUGAUAGGUCUUGAGUUAUUCAUUGUAUGAUGAAAAAUUUACUCGCCGUUGAAAGCUAUGAGUAAAUAAGGACAACAAACUGGAUUGGACUUAUAACGAACAUGUAAUAAGAUGCAAAAAAUUUGUUUUCUAGUCAUGGAACGUAAUAACAGUGAAAAUAAAUGACAAUCAAAGUUCACUUGUUGAAAGAGCACAGAGAGAAAUAAAUAUAAGAAACUUAUUUUAAAAAUGUCGAUUAAAACUUAUAAAUUUAUAUUAUAAACUUGAACUGUUAUCGAAAUUGUAUAAUUUUUACUAUCUUAAGAAUUUAAUUUUUAUUUAUAUUGAGUGAUUUUUAUUACUUAAGUAUGCAAAUAAAUGUAAACUGCAUUCGUUAAUUAGACUAUAUUUUUUGUAAGUUUUACUAUCCAUUAAGGCAUAUUUUACUAUCGAAUGGAAUAAAUUCUACUACAGUAGAAUAGAAUUAAAUAAAACGAAAUUUUCAUUAGUUUUUCCACUUUA